AGCCCAUUAACAAGAAAACUGGCCCGAGAGAUGAAUGCCGGUUCGUCCGUGAAUGAGAAGACACACGUCAGGUCCGUGGAGAGAUGGCGGCUCCACGUCAUCGAACUCUGCCAGUGUGACUUUUUCCUUUCCUAGGAAACAAACAACACACGACAUCAAAAGCCCUUCUUUUUUCCUACGUUAAGUAAAAGCUAACACCACCACCUUUUGACAUCAUCAUCUUAAAACAGAUUCAAAAAGAGGCAACUUUCAGUUUCAGUUUCAGAUUCUGGAAUCCAAACAUAAACACAAGGUUUGUAAAACGAGAGGAAAGGGGGUUUAGGAGUUUAAUGAAAUGGCCUUGUUCCGUAAAUUGUUCUACCGCAAACCUCCAGAUGGCUUGCUCGAGAUAUGCGACAGAGUUUUCGUGUUCGACUGCUGCUUCUCCGACGAUUCUUGGGAAGAAGAAAACUACAAAACUUACAUGUCUGGAGUUGUCAACCAGCUACAGGAGCACUUCCCAGACGCAUCCUCUCUCGUCUUUAACUUCCGUGAAGUGGGCACUCGUAGCGUGAUGGCUGACGUCUUGUCAGAACACGGCUUGACCAUCAUGGACUAUCCUCGCCACUACGAAGGCUGCUCGUUGUUGCCUGUGGAAGUCAUGCACCAUUUUCUUCGCUCGAGUGAAAGCUGGCUCUCCCUCGGCCCAAACAACUUGUUGUUGAUGCACUGCGAGCGAGGGGCUUGGCCGGUUCUAGCUUUCAUGCUGGCUGCUCUUCUUAUUUACCGGAAGCAGUACAGCGGUGAGUACAAGACCUUGGACAUGAUCUGCAAGCAGGCUCCCCGCGAGCUUAUGCAUUUGUUCUCGCCUUUGAACCCGAUUCCUUCUCAGCUUCGGUAUCUGCAGUAUGUGUCGAGAAGGAAUGUGGUCUCUGAAUGGCCUCCCCUGGAUAGGGCACUCACCAUGGAUUGCGUUAUUUUGAGAUGUGUUCCUGAUGUUAGUGGACAAGGAGGGUGUCGCCCAAUCUUCCGAGUAUAUGGUCAGGAUCCUCUUUUUGUUGAUGAUAAAAAGCCUAAGCUUCUGUACUCAACUCCUAAGAAAGGGAAACACCUUAGGAUCUACAAGCAGGCAGAAUGUGAACUAGUCAAGGUUGAUAUCAACUGUCAUGUGCAAGGUGAUAUAGUGAUUGAAUGCCUCAGUUUGAACGAUGACAUGGAGAGAGAGGUCAUGAUGUUUCGAGCGGUUUUCAACACAGCUUUCAUCAGAUCAAAUAUUUUGAUGCUCAACCGUGACGAAGUUGACACAUUGUGGGAUGUAAAAGAACAAUUCCCAAAGGGGUUCAGAGUUGAGCUUCUCUUCUCAGAUAUGGAUACUGCCUCGUCAGUUGAUUCGAUGGAUUUUUCGUGUUUGGAGGAGAAAGAUGGACUUCCAAUAGAGGUUUUUUCCAAAGUCCAUGAUUUCUUCAAUCAAGUUGACUGGGAUGAUCAGACGGAUGCCACUCGCAAUAUGCUUCAGCAUUUAGCUAUUGCAAAUGCUGCCCAGGAAAGACCAGAUGGGAUUUCAAGUCCAAGGCCACAAGGGUUAAGCCCCAAAUAUAUCCAUGAUGUAGUGAAACAGGCAGCAAUUGAGAAUAAUGCAAAACUAAAGUUGUCGUCAAUGUCUGAGGUUGAAACGAUCGACACACCUGAAAAGGGACCUUCCGGUUCAGUCAAGAAGCUUGUAGCAGAAGAUAAGCACUCUGUCCUUCAGAUAAGUAGCCAGGCAAACACCACCAGUAAGGAUGCAACAAAGUUGUCAGGUCAUGAGUCCCCUACUCUCAAGCUUGUGCAUCAUUCUGCAACAGUUAAACCUUUUGUGGAAGCAUCUAACCUUUCUGAAAAUGCUGAGGAGAAUAUCUUGAAUCCUCCUCUGGAAAACAGGAGCACACUGUCACCGCCUCACCCUGCAAGAACGUCGUCGGCUCCAACAGGAGCACCUCCCCCACCUCCUCCAGUUUCAACUGCUGCUUCUCAGCCUACCGAGAAAUUGGAUCACUCUGCUGUCCAACCGGCAGAGACACUUUCACAGGGAAAUGCAUGGGUGUCAUUAGCUGGCUCUACAUUUCAUGGAACAACUCCAAACGAAAAACGUCCCAUAACACUUCCUUCAACAUCUCUUCCCAUUCCUCGUACAUCUGAUGUUCCUACUCAGGAGUCUUCUAAAAUAACAGAACCAUCUUCAGUUCUGACAUCUCCUACAUCAUCAGCUGCUACUCCAGCCAAACCAUCCCAAACUGAGACAUCAGGUUCUUUAUGUCUUGCUGGUUCACCUCCAAUCGGAUCUCCCAAUGACGUAGCUUCACCUCUUGGACAACCGGCCAGGUCACCUCCUUCAAUUUCUAACUCAGACAAAACAGUUGUGUUACCUCGACCACCACCACCACCACCUCCCCCAGCUCCUCCAACACCUCCACGGCUUCCUACCUCUUCUUCCCCUCGUCCUCCUCCUCCUCCCCCAGCUCCUCCAAGGCCUCCUAGCUCUUCUCCUCCUCCCCCCCCUCCAAAGGCACCACCUCCACCACCGUUGGGUCAGAUGAGGUCAGCAUCACCAUCAGCACCACGUCCUCCUCCUCCUCCAAAGUCUGGUACUAGUGUGCCUCCAACACCUGCUUUACCAGCUGGACCUCUUUCAUCAGGAAAAGGGAGAAUGUUACCUGUAAAUUCAAAGAAUAACACAGCCAAAAAGUUGAAGCCAUACCACUGGUUGAAACUGACAAGAGCUGUCAAUGGGAGCUUAUGGGCUGAAACACAAAUGUCUAGCGAAGCUUCGAAGGCUCCUGAGAUUGACAUGACAGAGCUUGAAAGUCUUUUCUCCGCAGCAGCUCCAGAAGGUGCAGGAAAGUUAAAACUAAAUAGCUGUCGUGGACCUAAACCGGAGAAAGUUCAACUGAUUGAACACAGGCGAGCAUACAAUUGCGAGAUUAUGCUUUCAAAAGUGAAAGUACCUCUGCAGGAUUUGAUGCACUCAGUACUUAACCUGGAGGAAUCGGCUCUUGAUGCUGACCAGGUUGAGAACCUAAUUAAGUUUUGUCCAACCAGAGAAGAAAUGGAAUUACUAAAGGGUUACAAUGGUGACAAAGACAAGCUUGGAAAAUGCGAACUGUUCCUCUUAGAGAUGAUGAAAGUCCCACGAGUGGAGACAAAGCUAAGAGUGUUCUCUUUCAAAAUUCAGUUUCGUUCCCAGAUUUCUGAACUCAGGAAUAGUCUAAGCAUUGUCAACUCCGCAGCAGAGCAAGUAAAGAAUUCAGAAAAAUUCAAAAGAAUAAUGCAGACAGUUUUGUCCCUCGGGAACGCCCUAAACCAGGGGACUGCCAGGGGUGCUGCGGUUGGGUUUAAACUGGAUAGUCUGCCAAAACUCAGUGAAACACGGGCACGCAAUAAUCGUAUGACUCUGAUGCAUUAUCUAUGCAAGAUUCUUGCUGAGAAAAUGCCAGAAGUCUUAGAUUUCGCAAAAGAUUUUUCCUCUCUGGAACCUGCAACAAAGAUUCAACUGAAGUUUUUGGCUGAGGAGAUGCAAGCUAUAAACAAGGGACUAGAGAAAAUCGUACAGGAACUGUCCUUGUCCGAAAAUGAUGGCCCAAUUUCACACAAGUUUAACAAGAUAUUGAAGGAGUUCCUUCAUUAUGCGGAAGCAGAAGUAAGGACAUUGGCUUCACUCUAUUCAGGAGUGGGAAGAAACGUUGAUGGCUUAAUUUUCUACUUUGGUGAAGACCCUGCUAAGUGCCCUUUUGAACAAGGGGUGUCGACUCUUCUAAACUUUGUAAGACUGUUCAAUCGUGCGCAUGAAGAAAACGUAAAACAACUCGAAGCUGAAGCUAAGAAGAAGGCUGAAGAGGAGAAAUCAAAAAUAGGUCGGUUAGAUAAAGAAAGCAGGAAGCCCUUAUCCUUGGAGGAACAAGUUAAGAAGGAGAAAGCAAAAAUAGAUCGACUAGAUAAAGAAAGCAGCAAACCCUUGUCCUUGGAUGAACAAGUUAAGAUGGAGAAAGCAAAAAUAAGUGGACUAGAUAAAGAAAGCAGGAAGCCCUUGUCCUUGGAGGAACAAGUUAAGGAGGAGAGAACAAAGAUAAGUGGAUUAGAUCAAGAAAGCAAGAAGCCAUUGUCCCUGGAUGAACAAGUUAGGCAACAGAAAACCAAAAUAAGUGGAUUAGAUAAAGAAACGAAGGAGCCACUGGAGGAGAGAACAGUUGCAUGAAUAACCGCUGCUUUCAUUUUUCUUAGAUGACAAAGGAAAGUCAAUCGAUCGGUGAAGGUGAGGCUGUGUGGCCUAAGGCCAUGGGAUUUUAAGACGCAUGGAGAAGUGGGGUGUUAAGGGCAGCAAUAUUUUAUCUUCUUUUGACUUGUCUACCUAACAACAAAGUUAGCUUGUAAAACAUUGUAAUUAUAAAGCAAUAAACACAAAUACAACA
Molecule: messenger RNA, 4424 nt
Organism: Raphanus sativus (radish)
Lineage: Eukaryota; Viridiplantae; Streptophyta; Magnoliopsida; Brassicales; Brassicaceae
Product: formin-like protein 13
Exons: 17
Coding region: 335-4210 (1291 amino acids)
Source: RefSeq, a predicted model, not a curated record